CUUGUGAUCCUGGUUUUAUGCCUUAUGGCAAUCGCAUGUCUGGCGGAUGUUUCCCAUGUGAAACACCACAAGCACCAGCGGCAUCAUCACUCCAGGGAUCACGAAGAUGACGAUGAGGAAUCCCACUAUCAGCAUUCCCACGAGGAAAAGGAGGUGGAGCAACCUUUCUACAAGAAGGAGAAGCACACCAGUGAAAAGGUGGUUUACCACAAGGAGGAGGAACACGAGGAGCCCAAAUACUACAAGGAGCACACGGAGCAUCACCAUGAGGAGCCCAAAAAGCAGCGAGUGGAUCACUACCAUCACUAUGACAAGAAGCCCGAAGUGAAGACCCAGCACAUCCACUACAAGCAUAGCAAGCCCCAUGUCCGCACGGAUCACAAUCAGGACUUGUUCACCCCAGCAGCUACCCAAGUGGUUAAUCGCCGCCGUCGUCCUAGUCGAAUCCUAUACGCCAGUGCCCCCAACUCGGUGUUCCACACCCACACACAGAUCAAUGUGCAGUCUCAGGACUCGGAAUUGAAUUCCCUCACUCGCCCAGAUCCCGCACCUGGAGCACAGGAUCCUGCUGCCGCCCAAGCACCGACUGGAGCUCAGGCACCAGGUUUCCGACCCAACUGCCAGUUUAUUGGACCUGGCAACGUACCACCUGGCUGUGGACCCUCUGAUCCCAUAGGUGCUCAGCUACCAGCCAGCGCUCUGGCACCCACUGGUAGUAAUCUUCCGGCCAAUCAACCCGUUGCCAGUGGUCAAUUGGCUGUUCUAGGCAAUGGACAGCGACCUCCACGUCCAGGUGGCUAUGGAGGUGGAUAUGGCAACCGACUGAACUUUUUCGUAGAUCCUUCGCUGGGCGCUCAGCUAGGAGCUAUAGGAAAUGCUGCUGGAAAUCAACAGGCUGCAGGAGGAGGUCAGCUUGCAGGAGGAGCUCAACUUGGAGCAAGCCAAGGAUUCGACCCCUCUUUCGGUGCCCAAGCCGGAGGAGCUCAACUUGGAGCGAGCCAAGGAUUCGAUCCCUCUUUCGGUGCCCAAGCCGGAGGAGCUCAACUCGGAGCGAGCCAAGGAUUCGACCCCUCGUUCGGUGCCCAAGCUGCUGCCGGAGCUCCAUUUAACAAUGGUUUUGCAGGUGGUCAAGCUCAAAGACCUGCGCAAAACCAAUAUGAUCCCAACCUACAGCUAGGUCGUCCUUUUGAUCCCUCCUUGGGUGCUCAGUUGGGCGCUGGUCAGGGUGUUUCUAACCAAAGACCAAGUGGACAGGGAGCAUUUGAUCCUUCUACAGGUGCUCAACUUGGAGCUGGACAGGGUGUUUCUAACCAAAGACCAAGUGGACAGGGAGCAUUUGAUCCUUCUACAGGUGCUCAACUUGGAACUGGACAGGGUGUUCCUAACCGGAGACCCAAUACACAAGGCGCCUUUGAUCCCGCUUUGGGCGCUCAACUUGGAGCUGGCCAGGGCGCGCCUAAUCAGCGACCGAGUCCAGCUGGACAGGGAGCAUUCGAUCCCAAUCAGGGACAGUUCGACCCCUCCAUUGGAGCCCAAUUGGCGGCGGGACAAGUGCCACGCCUCAACAAUCGACGUCAGCCCAAUCGAUCCAACUACCAGGGCCUCAAUGUGCUGAAUGGCAACGUUUUCGGACAACCCCAUCUCCAGGGACCCACCAAUGCGCUGGGAAACCAGCAGGACACCAACAUCAUAGAUGGCAACUUCUACAGCGAUCCCCAUCACGGACACCAGCGUGCCUUGGUAUCAGUUACUCCAAAUCAGCGUUCAGUCCUGAUUCCCGACGACGAUGAUGCGGAUGAUGAUGGGCAGCUAGAUUUUCUGGGCUUUGCGGCCAGUCAGAAGAGGUCCACCUAUAUCGCUCCCAAAAAACUGCGAUCUCAUAGGAGCCCUUUAAAGCAAAGGAACGUGGAUCUUAAAACAUCUGCUUCGGAGUACGACACUGAUUAUCGUGAGGAUGGCUAUCACUACCAGAAGCCCAAACAUUCAUUCGAGUUUUAAGUUUUUGAAGCAGAACAUAUUAUACCCUAAAUAAA
Messenger RNA from Drosophila santomea, 2033 nucleotides. Its product is annotated as translation initiation factor IF-2. Bases 25 to 1998 code for a protein of 657 amino acids. The record is from RefSeq and is a predicted model, not a curated record. The transcript has a single exon. Lineage: Eukaryota; Metazoa; Arthropoda; Insecta; Diptera; Drosophilidae.